AUGGGUAAUCAAUCCUCCAAGUCUGAUGAUCAAAAAGCAAAAACAGCUACUAGUGUUGGAAUUGGCGUUGGUCUCGUGAUAACCAGUGUCAUUUGUCCUCCUUUAGGAGCAGCAGCUACGUUUUCCACCCUUGGCACGGGAAUAGGAAUGAAAGUAGUUGGAAGUUUGGCAGAUGAGGAGGGUUUAGAAGAAGCAGGAGAUGUUUUUAUUUUAGGAGCAGAAAUAGGAGGAGUAGGAAACACAGCAACCCGAGCUGUCCAAGGAUCACAUGCUCCAUGCGGUGGUUGUAAAAGUCUUCCCAAAGCAUUCAAAUAA
Molecule: messenger RNA, 315 nt
Organism: Funneliformis caledonium
Lineage: Eukaryota; Fungi; Glomeromycota; Glomeromycetes; Glomerales; Glomeraceae
Source: the annotation of a GenBank genome assembly